GCUUGUUCAUCUUCCAGUCGGUGCAGAGAGCCAUGUCGUCUAGCACUGCCGCUACCCCCACCGAGGAAAUCCGCGCGUCGACCUAUGUCGGUUUCGACAGUAUCACUGCUCAGAUUGAGCACAAGCUCUUGAAGCGUGGCUUCCAGUUCAACGUGAUCGUUGUUGGUCAGACCGGUCUGGGCAAGUCGACACUCAUCAACACCAUUUUCGCUUCGCACCUCAUCGACUCGAAGGGUCGCCUUGCUGCUGAAGAGCCAGUGAGGCAGACGACGGAGAUUCACCCAGUCUCGCAUGUUAUUGUCGAGAACGGCGUUCGCUUGCGCUUGAACAUCGUCGACACCCCCGGGUAUGGUGACCAGAUCAACAACGAGGGCUGCUGGGAUACGAUCAUUAAAUAUAUUAAGGACCAGCACAGUGCAUAUCUGCGCAAGGAGCUGACCGCGAUGCGCGACCGGCACAUCCAGGAUACCCGCAUCCAUUGCGCACUUUACUUCAUCAACCCGAGCGGCCAUUCGCUUCGGGCCAUUGACAUCAUCGUCAUGAAGAAGCUAAGCGAAGUCGUUAAUGUUGUACCUGUUGUUGCGAAGGCAGACAGCCUGACUCUCGAAGAGCGCGAGGCGUUCAAGCAGAAGAUUCGCGCGGAGAUGACGUACCAUAACAUCCGUCUCUAUCCAUUCGACACGGAGGAGAGUGACGAGGAGGAGAUUCAGCUGAACGAGAGUAUCAGGACCAUGACUCCCUUCGCCGUUGUCGGCUCUGACCGCAGCGUAAUAAUCGACGGCAAGACCGUCCGUGGCCGCAAGACGCGCUGGGGCGUGAUCAACGUCGAGAACGAGAAGCACUGCGAGUUUGUCUACUUGCGGAAUUUCCUGACCCGGACACAUCUGCAGGACCUCAUCGAGACGACGGCGCAGAUUCACUACGAGGCAUUCCGCUCGAAGCAGCUACUUGCGCUGAAGGAGCAGACGAACCGCCCUGCGGCGCCGUAGAGUGCCUAGGUCAAUAUUCUUUCAUUCCCUCUCGGUGACCCCGUUGUUUUUCCUUUGAAAAUCCCGAUACCCUCUUGGAUGUUCUCGUCCGUACCGCUCGUUUUCACAGGAUAACAGGACUGAAUUGUUGUUUCCAUUCCCGCUGUUAUAUACUGCCGCUACACUCGUUCUUCCUUAAUGCUUACGCUCCCAAGUAUCAUUGGACCAGCUGUGAUCCCGACGCUUUCCUAUUCUGGAAUUAAUACGCAGCGCUUUCCUCUGG
Molecule: messenger RNA, 1251 nt
Organism: Phanerochaete carnosa HHB-10118-sp
Lineage: Eukaryota; Fungi; Basidiomycota; Agaricomycetes; Polyporales; Phanerochaetaceae
Exons: 5
Coding region: 33-989 (318 amino acids)
Biological process (GO): cytoskeleton-dependent cytokinesis
Cellular component (GO): septin ring; microtubule cytoskeleton; cell division site
Molecular function (GO): molecular adaptor activity; GTP binding; GTPase activity
Source: RefSeq, a predicted model, not a curated record